UCUUGUGAGCGAGGCAAGGGCAAAUGUCCAAACUGUCUUUUCGGAGAUGCCAAUCGGUAUAAAGAGCCUAAGUGUACCAAUUCUGGAUUCUAUUUGGGAGGCACUUAUAUUCCCAAAAAUCCCAAGAAACCCAAAAUGGACAUACCAUUGUGCACUUCAGUGACUGUUGGUCCAUGGAAAUUCUACUCGUGCAAGACCACAAACCAUGAUGACAGAUGUCUCGUCAUCAAGGACUGUAGAUAUGAUUCUCCAAGCACUAUUUGCUUACACCACCUGUGCAAACAAGCCCGUGCGGUGAUGGUAAACAGCAGUUCUUCAUCUCUAUUCACAUGUGAGCAUGUGAAGACCAUUGAAUCUGCUGUUCAACCAGAAAAACAGUACUUUGAUUUUCCUGACUUGCAGGGAUACCAGUGUGGUGACACAAUGAGGAGUGAUUUGUUGAGACUCAAGGAGUUAUCAGGAAAUCUACCAUUACCUGUGAAAGUUUCUCCUUUAAUGUUCUGUGUCUUUGGACAUGUCUCAUCAAAUAAUCCUACCGGGUAUUGCCAUGUGAAGGUGCAGGAAGAUGCCCUCAGAUGUUGUUCUAAGGACUGCAAAACAUUUGUUGCAAAGGCAAAACAAAACAAAGCAAAAAAUAUAUCACAUACACGUAUUAUCAUGUAUUAAUUAGCCUUGGGAUCGUAACUAAUGAGACUUUUGAGAAGAAUACAUCUAUUGCAGCAUCUGCUUCUAGAUCGAUGGAAUCCACGUCAUCAGCAACAGAAUCAGCAUCUGCUUCUGCAUCGAUGGAAUCCAUGUCAUCAUCAACAGAAUCAGCAUCUGCUUCUGGAUCAAUGGAAUCCACUCCAUCAGCAUUAGAAUCAGCAUCUGCUUCUGGAUCGAUGGAAUCCACGUCAUCGUCAACAGAAUCAGGAACAAUCAGUACAAAUAGCACUGAUAAUUCUUUGGAUACUGUCAGCCGUUUACCAACUGUUCAACUGAACAUGAAGAGAUCCCUGCCCCUACAAAUACCCAGUGCUGUCAUUGGCCAGGCACAUUCCAUGGAUAUCAAGGGAUGGCCUCCAUCACUUUCACCCUCUUGCUUUACUUGCGGUUUGUGGAGUAGUCCAUUGUCUGAACCAAAGAGUCAUCCAGGCCAAAGAGGAGACGCCAUAGUUUUGACUAAUUUGAUUCCUUUAAGGAAAAUUAAAUUGUUUGUGAAGUUU
Porites evermanni is the source of this 1205-nucleotide messenger RNA. The record is from the annotation of a GenBank genome assembly. NCBI's taxonomy places the organism in Eukaryota, Metazoa, Cnidaria, Anthozoa, Scleractinia, Poritidae.